AUGGUAUCUCCAGGCGCAGGUCCUAUGACUGCCAUGACGAUGUGCGUCACGGAUGCGCAUCGGCUAGAUAAAUCUGUCAAAAUAGAUUCAAAACUUACCUUUUAUAGAAGAUACGACCAUGUCGCAUCAGCUGUGCCGGAGCAGCGCCGUAUAGGCGCGCGUCGAUGCCAAAAACGGCAUGAAUUCCAUAUUUUCUCCUUCGAACAGAAGCAGGGCACGGUGAAGCUGCGAGCUACACGAGUUUUCUUCAUGAACGUACAAUACGAAAAGAACUCAGUGACACCUCGGAAAAACUUGGGUACAACGAGUGAAACAACUGAUAGGGCGCUGCGAGCAGGUUUACCACCCGGUGACCUCACUGGCACGAGCGCUUCUACGCACCCGGGCAGGGCUCCUGUUCCGUCAGGAAGCGAGGUGUCCGAUUGGACCAGAACGUCGGCACCGGGGAAGCCGCUUCAAGCAACGACGCUGGGGAAUACGACGAAGAGACUGACACGCAAGAUCUCCGCGGCGUUUUCCUCUGACGUCGAGGCAGCGGUUCUCAAAGCGAGCAAGCCCAAGUACACCGCCCCGAAAGAGAAAUAUGUUCUGACGCUGUUAGCUUCACUGCAAGGGUGCGGUGAUGCCCUUUUUUAUUUGCUUGAGAACACGCAGACCGGUGGGACACCCGAGGCGCGAGGCACCGACGCGCUGACCCACACCACGACUGGUGGCGUGCCGCUGGAGCCGGGCCCCGAAAGCAGCAGCAACAAUAGCAACAGCAACACGCCUGCCCCAAGAAAGACUGCGGUGGCGAUCUUGAGCACAAAACCCCAGUACGGCCUCAAUAAGGUAUCGACAUUCCACGUCCAGCGGCUUCCACAUCAUCGUCAACGGAAUCCCCCGACGGGUACCUGGUCCAGCGACGGCGGCGAGCGUGCCGAAGACGUUGCACUCGCCGUCGAACGCAUGCUGCUCUGCGGGGACAUUGUUCGCAAGCUCUGGCGACACGGCCAGGAACGGGACUGGCGGAUUGUCUGUAAGGUUCUGAUGGUGGCGCAUCGCCUCAUGCGCGAUGCAGCGCAUUACGCAGAUAGUGUGGCGUUUCGCCUCUGGGCGACCUACUACGAGCGGCUGCAGCGUCCAGCGCGCAUCCACGACGUCGAUUCGGACGACGCCUGCAGUCACCCGGGGGCGACACGUUCUCAACGGACAGCGAGCGACUCGCCGAUGCUCAACUUACUGGAGCGAUUGGCUGCGCAUUCAAGCGGCGUGUCCCCUCGCGGACAACGUGACUGGACGCGCCGUCUGAUCACGCGCUCGAGUCAGGCUGGUGCAGCGACCGCCAGUGGAAGUAGCGUUUCUAGCGAGACAAAUGCUGAACCGUUGCCUGCGGUUGCACAUCAUGUCAUGAGUUUGGAAGCUGUGGCGCGGGCAUUCCGCGACGAAAGCCGCACCAGGCCCGAAGCAACAGCGUGCUCGCUCUUUGUCAGAGAAUACGCUCGGUAUCUCUGGACACGAUUGGAAAGUUUUCGCAUCCUCUACCUGGGCGAGCGUCAGGAAUCGAAAAUUUUGGAUGAGCUCGGCGAUCGUUUCGCAUCGUUACCUCCGGCGGCAGAGCGGACGCCCUGCUGUGUCGAUGAAAUGGGGGUCGUGUCGUCGAGACUCGGCGAGGAGCUCUCGGAGCGCGUCCCGUUCGAGAGAGCGCUUCGAGAAGUCAUCCCAGUGCUGCUCUAUGAACUGAACGCAGUCACAGAAGUGCGCCUGGAGAGCGUUGUAGAGGUGGCGACAAGUCCCGUGCCGCACGCGCACGUCAACGAAAGCAUGGCCUCGGUGAACGUCCAUAAUGAAAUCAUGCAAGAGGCUGCGCGACUUAUCGUUCACGACGCCAUGCAGCUGUUUGCAACCUUGAAUCAGAUGAUGGAAUCUGUGCUGGAACAGCAGCUCUUGCUCGGAAGCAAUCACCUGGCGCUGAUGCGUCGAUCGCGUGCCCUCUAUCGAAGCUUUGUGGACGCGACCAAUAGACUUCGAGAAUGGCUUGCGAGCAUUCAUCGAUGCUUGCUCGGUUUCGAUGCUGCAUCCGCACACGACAAACGACACGGUCGGCGUGCGCUCGGCAACGCCGCUGCGGAUGCGAUGCUUCGAGGCGAACUCGAGCACGCGCCCCUCGACCUCAUCGCGCGGGGCUGGUGGGCGAAUCUCUCCGAUGAAAAACCAGAAGAAGAUCAUGACGGUAGCGGUGACGGUGAUCAUCGGUGUCGAGCAUCGGAUACUGGAAACGUCCGCACUGCAGAGCGCAGCGAAACGAGAAGAGAAUCGUCACACGCAGCGGCAGCGGAAGGGCGCUCCCGCGGGACACAGCAGCCACGCGAGCGUACCUAUUCGGCACAGGCACCUGCGUCGGGCUGCAGCUCGCUGUUCCUGUCGAUGGGUCACGAACCGUUGCAUACAGCAACAGGAUCAGUGGGCGUUUCUUUGAAUGAGGACAGCGGAAACGCGAUGAGCAAAACACCCUCGCUACGAGAUAUGAUGAAAGCAAUGGAGACGCUGCUGCGUGCCGGCGCCAAAGCGCAGGAGCAGAGUCGCGCUCUUUGCGAACGUGGACCCCAUAUGACACAGGUAAUUGAGGAUGAGCUUCGCGUACUAGAGCAGACCUAUGAGUCGUGCAAGUCUGCGUUGGAGAAACUUUAUCAGAAGAAGAGAGAAGAAAUACUCACUCGGCCAUUGCAAGUACUCCGAGUCGCGGAUGCACGCCGCCCAUCUGUUUAG
Messenger RNA from Cyanidioschyzon merolae strain 10D, 2748 nucleotides. RefSeq lists its product as hypothetical. Gene Ontology annotation, cellular component: clathrin-coated pit; clathrin-coated vesicle. The transcript has a single exon. The record is from RefSeq and is a predicted model, not a curated record. Gene Ontology annotation, biological process: clathrin-dependent endocytosis; clathrin coat assembly; vesicle budding from membrane. Bases 1 to 2748 code for a protein of 915 amino acids. Gene Ontology annotation, molecular function: clathrin heavy chain binding; phosphatidylinositol-4,5-bisphosphate binding; 1-phosphatidylinositol binding. Lineage: Eukaryota; Rhodophyta; Bangiophyceae; Cyanidiales; Cyanidiaceae.